This is a messenger RNA of Radiomyces spectabilis, 795 nucleotides long. RefSeq lists its product as uncharacterized. The record is from RefSeq and is a predicted model, not a curated record. The transcript has 4 exons. Lineage: Eukaryota; Fungi; Mucoromycota; Mucoromycetes; Mucorales; Radiomycetaceae. Bases 178 to 663 code for a protein of 161 amino acids.
CGGAAGCCUCGGAUUCGGCGCUGAUGUCAACAACAGAAGAAAUCCAGAGAUCCGCGUGGCAGCCAAUAAUGGAAGAACUCUAGGGAUCCGUGACGCGGACAACAAUGAAAGUUGAUGAAGAGAACUUUGCCAUAACUCUUGGAAAGGAGGCGAUUCUUCAUUUUUUUUUCUCGUGUCAUGUCCACGCAACGGCCAACGUCGAAUGUUGACCACUAUUACAACCAGCCAAUGUCAAGCAAGGAUCUUUUGGCGUCUUUGGAGCAGCAUGUUCCCUUUGGAGUAAACAAGUGCUCUGCCCAGAAGAUAAGCAAUUGGCUGUCAAGUCUUCCACAAUUUGAUGUGGUAAAGAAGGUUAAUCGGUUUUACUUGUGCAGGCAAUGUCGUAGGAGAAAUAUUCAAUUAUCCAUCGAGUAUAUCCGACAUGACAAUUCUGUCGACAUUGGAAACGUUCGAAAAAGCAAUGGCGUGGGAAACCGCAGGAAAGCGAGUGGAUCUUCUGCAGAAGAUGGAUCGUCUUCGCGCAAAAAUAUUUUGCCGAAAAGUUUUCGUCAAAUGCUGACGAUCCACUGGUGGAACGUGACAAAACAACUCAAACCUUCCAUGCAAGCCAUCAUUCAGAAGUUCCGGCAUAUCAAUGGGGCUGCCAAGGCCUCAUGGCGAUAAUAGUACCAAUUCUCGGUGGAAGGUAGCCAUGCGAUACUUUUCGCUAGAUGAAGAUAUCAGUAACGUAGUGAUGGAAGCUCGGCAAAGAUCGAUUGUUGGAAACCGAAAAGAAGAAGAAUCUCGAUGAUAAUC